This is a messenger RNA of Phytophthora infestans T30-4, 1653 nucleotides long. RefSeq names its product protein kinase. The transcript has a single exon. Gene Ontology annotation, molecular function: protein kinase activity; ATP binding. NCBI's taxonomy places the organism in Eukaryota, Oomycota, Peronosporomycetes, Peronosporales, Peronosporaceae. Gene Ontology annotation, biological process: protein phosphorylation. The record is from RefSeq and is a predicted model, not a curated record. Bases 1 to 1653 code for a protein of 550 amino acids.
AUGACGGAAGCCUUCUCGAACCGCGUCCAGCGUGAUCUGGGCCUCUUCGACUUCUUCCGCAGCCGCACCAUGUCCUUAGGCCAUCGUGAGUCUCGCUCCGCUUCGCAAUCGUCCGCCAGAGCGUCGUCCAGCCGUUCCAAGGCCUGCACGCGUUCGCUUGCGCCUUCUGCGUCGAUGCCGCCGCCUGCACCCGCCUCUGCGCCUUCUUCGGUUGCUGCACACGUAGAUUCCGCUAAUCUCCCGCUGCCUCUGCCGGAGUCGAUGGACUCGGUGACUACAACUGCGUCGGCCGAGUCUUUCAACAAUAACGACCACCUGAGUGACGAUGACGACGACGACGGUAGCGACUCAGACGACGGCAUCAGCUCCGCCCCUAGUGGUGAAAGUAGCAACAGUAAUGUGGGAAGUGCCAUUACCAAGUACGAGGUGGUUCGUGAACUAGGAAGAGGAGCCACCGCCGUCGUGCAGCUUGGCCGGCUGCGUGGAGAAGACGAUCUGGUGGCGCUCAAGGUGUUCACGACGUCACUACUCAAGAAAAUGCGCGAAGUAAAGCGCGUGGGGCGACGUAUGGUUGUAUCCACGGCGUUGGACAAGGUGCAGGUGGAAAUCGCCAUCAUGAAGAAACUGCACCACCCGAAUCUGUUAAAUCUUCUCGAGGUGUUUGACGACGAUUCCGAGACUCUUGUGCUUAUGCUCGAAUACGCACCGUCGGGUCAGGUGAUGCAGUGGUUUCCAGAAGAAAAGCUGUAUAAAAGAUCAAAAGGCAAGAACGAGAGAAACUGCUUCACUGAAGAGGAGCUGCGCGCUUGUGUGCGUCAGCUCCUGCUCGGCCUCGAGUAUCUACACGAAAACAACAUUUGCCAUCGCGACUUGAAGCCUGAGAAUAUUCUAGUGGGUCAGGAUGGCACCUUCAAGAUAGCUGACUUCGGCGUAGCGCACUUUUUCGAGGAGGACGACAAGAAAGCCAAGGCUAAGGCUGCAGGAGAGGUCACCUCUACAGUAGCGAAGCCUCAUAAGAAGGGCUACGUCUCGACAACAGCUGGGACAUAUGCGUUCAUGGGGCCGGAGACGCUGAAGGGUGGUGAAUACAGUGCAUAUGCGGCAGACAUCUGGGCUAUGGGCAUUAGCAUCCACGCUCUGGCCUUCGGUACGAUCCCGUUCUACGAUCCAGAUGUUGUGACUCUCUUCGAGAUGAUAGAGAAGAAUCCUAUUGAGCUUGAGAACAAUGCAUCGGAGGGCCUAAGCGAACUUCUGUUUGGUCUGCUAGAGAAGGACCCGGAGAAGCGCUGGUCAUUGCAGCAGUGUAAAGAGCAUUCGUGGGUGGUAGAGGGUCUAUCAGAUCAGGAGAAGCAGGAGUAUGUGGAAACGAGCUACGAGGCUGUGAAGGUUGGGCCGGAGGAUCUGGCUUGUGCUGUAACUCGCGUGACUUCGCUGAAUGUUAUUCUGCGCGUAAAACUGGGUGUCAACAAGUGGAAACGCAAAGCAAUGCGGACGUUGGAGGAGCGACGGAAAUCGCUGCACGACGGUGGCAGCAGCUUCGGUGAGUCGCCUUCCUCACAGUUUUCAACCGUCAGCGCAGCUGAGUCGAUUGAAUCGGAGACCAAGCAACCUACAGCAAGCACAGAAGUUACAAACAACCAGCUCGAGAUUUAG